AAGAAAAACCGAAAAAGAAGAAAAUUAUCAGACGAAAGUCUAAACCAGAUGAAGAAACGACAGCCAUCACAGAAGAAAUGAUUGAAUUGAAACCUAGUGAAAAAGAUCUCGAUGAUCAAAAACCCGACGAAGAGAUCCGACCUGAAGAAGAAUCUAAAGUUGAAACCGAAACAAAGAAAAAGAUUUUGAAAAAACCAAAACGAAAGGAAUCUAUUACUGAAAUUCCAGAAACAGAAGAAAAAGAAGUGACCGAAGAAAUCAAAACUGAAAUCUUUGUCUCAGAAAUCAUCGAAUUACCUAAUGAUGAGCAAAUGCCCGAAGAAAUUACAGAAACUAUCGAAGAAACACCUGAAGGUAAAAAGAAAGUCGUCAAAAAGGUAAAGAAAGUAAAGAAACCCAAAGAUAAAAAACCAAUCGAAGAAUCGGUUCUGAUCGAGGGUGAAAUCAGUGAGAAAGUUCCUGAUGAGGAAGGAACAACAGAGAUAAUUGAAACGAUAGAAGAAACACCAGAAGGAGAAAAGAAAGUGAUUAAAAAGAUUAAGAAAGUGAAAAAAUUUAAAGAUGAAAAACCCAAAGAAGAAACAUUGGUGAUUGAAGGUGAUGAACCUAAGGAAGAUGAAAUAGUUGAACAACCAGAAGAAGAAGAGACAAGUGAAGUUAUUGAAACAAUUGAAGAGACAUCUGACGGCAAGAAGACAAUUGUCAAAAAGAUGAAGAAGAAAGUAAAGAAAAGUAAAGAUGAAAAGAUUAUGGAAAUAGAAAAGAAACCAGAAAUUCAAGAGACAAAAUCUAGUGAGGAACAAAAAUCUGUCGAAGAUGAAAUAACAGAAAAACUUGAACCUGUUGAAAUGAUCGAAACAAUUGAAGUUAUCGAAACAGUUGAAUCGACACCCGAAGGUGAAAAGAAAAUAGUCAAAAAGAUCAAAAAAGUAAAGAAACCGAAAGUGACAGAAGAAAUGAUCGAACUGAAACCAACCGAAGAAAUUCUCGAUGAGCAAAAACCAGAAGAAGAAAUUCAACCUGAUAUUGACUCUGAAGUCGAUGUAGAAACAAAAAAAAAAUUAGUGAAAAAAUUGACCAAACCAAAGGAACCAACAGAUGAAUUACAGGAAGCUGAAGAAAAAGAAAUAACCGAAGAAACUACUGUCACUGUCACCGAGCAAAUUAUUGAGCUUCCUGAGGAUGUUAAACCUGAAGACGAUGAAAAACCUAAGAAAAAGAAAAAAGUUAUAAGAAGAAAAUCUAAACCAGAUGAAGAAACAACAGUCAUCACAGAAGAAAUGAUUGAAUUGAAACCGACUGAGGAAGUUCUUGAGGAGCAAAAACCUGAAGAAGAGAUUCAACCAGACAUCGAAUCUGAAGUCGGUGUUGAAACAAAGAAAAAAUUAGUAAAAAAAUUGACCAAACCAAAAGCUGAAUUACAUGAAGUCGGUGAAAAAGAAAUAACCGAAGAAACAACAGUCACUAUCACUGAGGAAAUCAUCGAGCCUCCCGAUGAAGAAAAAGGAAUUAAAUCAAGUGAUGAAAAAGAAAAACUGAAGAAAAAGAAAAAAGUUAUUAAACGAAAAUCUAAACCAGAUGAAGAAACGACAGACAUCACUGAGGAAAUGAUUGAAUUGAAACCAACCGAGGAAGAAAUUCCUGAAGAACAAGAAGAGAUCAAAAUCAUUGAAACAGUAGAAGAAACAGUAGAAGAAACAAAAGAAGGAGGAAAGAAAUUGAUCAAAAAAACUAAAAAAGUCAAAAAAUUAAAUGAAGAAAAACCAAUGGAGGAAACAGAAUUGCCCAUUGAAAGUGAAAUUAUUGAACAACCAGAAGAAGAAGAAAUUAAAUCCGAAUCUAAACCAGAUGAAGAAACUGACGUUUCGACUGAACAAAUUAUUCCUGGGGAACAUGAUAUCGAUGAAGAGACUGAGAUUAUUGAAACUAUUGAAGAUGGUGAAAAGAAGGUUAUCAAAAAGAUCAAAAAAGUCAAGAAACCAAAAGAAGAUACAGGUGAAAUGAUAAGUAUGAAAAUUAAAGAUGAAGAACCAAUUACGGAAGAUUCAAUCGAAGAUGAGAUCAAACCUGAAGAUGAAUCCAAAAUUGAAACGACAACAAAGAAAAAGUUAAUGAAAAAACCAAAACAUAAAGAAUCAGUUACGGAAAUUUCAGAAACAGAAGAAAAAGAAAUUACCGAAGAAGUAAAAACCGAAAUCUUAGAGGAAAUUAUCGAUUUGCCUGAUGAAGAAGAAGAAAUCAUCGAAGUGACCUCAGAUGGUGCUCAAAAGAAAAUCACCAAAAAAAUCAAGAAAAUGAAAAAACCAAAAGUUGGAAAACCAUCGGAAGAAACAUUGACAAUAGAAGAUGAUAAACCAGAGGAAAUCGUUGAACAACCAGAAAUGAUCGAAACAACCGAAAUUAUUGAGACAGUUGAAGAGUCACCUGAUGGUGAAAAGAAAAUUGUCAAAAAGAUAAAGAAAGUAAAGAAACCAAAAGAUGAAAGACCUUCGAAAGAACCAAUACAGGAAGAAAUAGCAGAACCUAAAGCAGAAGAUAUUUCUGAAACAGAGGAAAUCAUCGAAACUGUGGAAGAGACACCAGAAGGUGAAAAGAAAAUGAUUAAAAAGACUAAAAAAAUAAAGAGAUCAAAAUCAGAAAAGCCAAAAGCUGUCGAAGAAGAAAAACCUAAAGAUGAAGAAAUUACCGAACAACCCGAACAACCAGAAAUGAUUGAAACAAUCGAAGUCAUUGAAUCAGUUGAAGAAACACCAGAAGGUGAAAAGAAAAUCGUCAAAAAGAUCAAAAAAGUAAAGAAACCCAAAGUGACAGAAGAAAUGAUAAGUUUGAAGCAAUCAGAUGAGAGAGUCGAAGAAGAGAUUCAACCAGAUGAUGAAUCCAAAAUUGAGCACGAAACAAAGAAAAAGAUUUUGAAAAAACCAAAACAAAAAGAAUCAAUCGAAGAAAUUCCAGAAACAGAAGAAAAAGAAAUUAUUGAAGAUGUUAAAACAGAAAUCUUUGAAGAAAUCAUUGAAUUGGUAGAAGAUGAGGAAAAAAGGCAAGAAGAAAUUAUAGAAACUAUCGAAGAAACACCUGAAGGUAAAAAGAAAAUUGUGAAAAAGAUUAAGAAAGUAAAGAAACCAAAAGAACCGACAGGUGAUGAACAGACACCUGAAGAAAAAGAAAUAACAGAAGAAAUGACAGUCACUGUCACUGAGGAAAUCAUCGAGCUUCCAGAUGAAGAAGAAAUCAAACCAAGUGAAGAAAAAGAAAAACAGAAAAAGAAGAAAGUCAUAAGACGAAAAUCUAAACCAGAUGAAGAAACGACAGAAAUUACUGAAGAAAUAAUUGAAUUGAAACCGACUGAGGAAGUUCUCGAGGAGCAAAAACCAGAAGAAGAGAUUCAACCUGAUAUUGAAUCAGAAGUCGGUGUUGAAACAAAGAAAAAAUUGGUGAAAAAAUUGACCAAACCAAAACCUGAACUACAAGAAACUGUUGAAAAAGAGAUGACAGAAGAAACAACAGUCACUGUAACAGAGGAAAUCAUCGAGCUUCCUGAUGAAGAAGAAAUCAAACCAAGUGAAGAAAAAGAAAAACCGAAAAAGAAGAAAGUUAUCAGACGAAAAUCUAAAACAACAGACAUCACUGAGGAAAUGAUUGAAUUAAAACCGACUGAGGAUGUUCUUGAUGAGCAAAAACCUGAAGAAGAGAUUAAACCAGACAUCGAAUCCAAAGUUGGUGUAGAAACAAAGAAAAAAUUAGUGAAAAAAUUGACAAAACCAAAAGAGCCAACAGCUGAAGAACAAAAACCAGAGGAAAAAGAAAUA
Dermatophagoides pteronyssinus (European house dust mite) is the source of this 3806-nucleotide messenger RNA. RefSeq lists its product as uncharacterized. Lineage: Eukaryota; Metazoa; Arthropoda; Arachnida; Sarcoptiformes; Pyroglyphidae. The record is from RefSeq and is a predicted model, not a curated record.